Messenger RNA from Cyprinus carpio (common carp), 1760 nucleotides. RefSeq names its product visinin-like. Gene Ontology annotation, molecular function: calcium ion binding. The record is from RefSeq and is a predicted model, not a curated record. Lineage: Eukaryota; Metazoa; Chordata; Actinopteri; Cypriniformes; Cyprinidae.
AAACAUAACACAACAGGACACAAUAACCAACUGUGCAAAACAUGAAAUGUAAAUCUUUUUUCUGGCUGAGCCUUGUGCAAUCUUGUUUAAUUGACUUAACCUAUUAUGGAGAGGUAGCCGUCUCCUUCAGCACUGACUCAUUACUCUUCCACACUCUACCUUGAUAACUUGCCCCUUGAUUCUUCGUCCUUAGUCCACAUCCACAGACCUUGAGUGACUAACAUCGAUCCUUAUUAAGUACAUCAGUUUCUUCUAUCUUCUAUUUUUCUGUCACUCAAAGGAAAGUCAUGGGAAAUGCACACAGUGGAGGGAUUCCCAGAGAGAUCCUGGAUGACCUCAAGCUGACUACCAGGUUCUCUGAAUCUGACAUCACCCAGUGGUAUGAGAACUUCCAGAAGCAGUGUCCUACAGGUCGCAUCACACUACAACAGUUUGAGGAGAUCUAUGCUAAAUUCUUCCCCGAGAGUGAUGCUAAGGCUUAUGCCCAACACGUUUUUCGGUCAUUUGACACCAAUGAUGAUGGUACAUUAGACUUUAAAGAGUACAUUGUUGCACUUCACAUGACCUCCUCGGGCAAGUCGACCUUGAAGCUGGAGUGGGCCUUCUCACUGUUUGAUGUGGACAAGAAUGGUUACGUCACAAAACCUGAAGUGACUGAACUCAGCCAGGCAAUUUUCAAUCUCAUACCAAAAGAGAAGCAGGCAAAUCUUCCCAGUGAUGAGAGCACGCCAGAGAAGAGAGCACAGAAACUCUGGGCCAUCUUUGAAAAAAAGGACAAUGAACGAGUCGCAGAGGGAGAGUUCAUUGAAGCCAUUCAGUCAAACGAUGCUGCGCUAAGGCUCAUUCAGUACGACCACAAAUGACACACCGUGAUCAUGUUCAUGCAAACAGCAGUUUUGUCAUGCUUGACUUCAUGUGCAUUUGUUGUAUAUUAAAUGUGUUAAUUAAAGAUUUGCCAUCCUUGAUUUGUGUUUCGCCAUUGUAUUCUGCUAGUUUCACAUGGGCCUAUCUUUUUAUUAAAGCAACUGUAUGUAAGGUUUUAUUUUCCCUGAAAUAUUAGUAUCAAAGACUAAUAUGGCACCACACUCACUUCUAAUAAGAAAAAAAGUCUUCUGUUUGUUUCCCAAAUUCACUCCAAAUGCCUGGUUUGGGUGUGUGUAAGUUCAGUGAGUGGGUACAAAAUUCCGCCAAUAGGGCGGAUUGCUUUACGGCAGCAACGAAUGCACGUGAACAGCUGUCCAAUGUGGCUCCAAAGUCAAAAAAAUAUAUACAAAACUACAUACAGUUGCUUUAAGCAAUAGAUGCCAUUUUUUAAAAAUAGUUGCAAUAUUGUAUUCUGUUCCAUUUGACUGUAAUUUCUAGGUUAUGUGUAUGUUUGAUUUCUGUCAUGCAUUUGUUAAAUUAGAGGUUUGUAUGCAUGGCACUUUGUUUAAUCACAUACCUUCUAAUAGUCUUUUUUUGGACGGCAGUUUGUAGGUUUAUGUUCAGUUGAUGUUUGCCAUUGUUUAGUGUCGAUUUGAAACUGUUUUAUUAUUCUCUCACAUUAAGAUGGUGUCAUUUCAUUGUAUGCUAAUCCAAACAAGCUUUUCAUGGUUUACUUUUGCACUAUAUUACAGUAUAGUCAUGUAAAGAUGACAUUUUUUACUUUUUCCUCCAGACAGACUAUUAUUGGUUGGUUAUUGAUUGAUUGGAAUAUUUUAAAAAUAACAAAUGCAAUUUUGUGUGUACUUUUAACAUAACUUGAAUAUGUAUGCCAUAAC